Fusarium redolens is the source of this 1665-nucleotide messenger RNA. Its product is annotated as Alpha/Beta hydrolase protein. NCBI's taxonomy places the organism in Eukaryota, Fungi, Ascomycota, Sordariomycetes, Hypocreales, Nectriaceae. The record is from RefSeq and is a predicted model, not a curated record. Bases 1 to 1665 code for a protein of 554 amino acids. The transcript has 5 exons.
AUGCCUUCUCUCUUGAAAUUGGCCACUGCGGUUACCCUUCUUACCGAAGGUGUCCUUGGACGACAAGCACCUACUGUGCGAGUCAAGAAUGGUACCCUUGAAGGCAAAUAUGUUGCUGGAUAUGAUCAAGAUCUCUUCCUCGGUGUUCCUUUUGCUCAACCUCCUGUCGGACAACUUCGUCUUCAGAACCCUCAGCCUCUGAAUGAGACUUUCAAAGUCAAGAAGGUUACCAAGUAUGCUGACUCUUGUGUUGGUUAUGGAAACAGCCCUGAUCAGGGUCCUGCGACUUUCAGCGAGGACUGUUUGACUUUAAAUAUCGUCAGACCUGCCAUGUUCAAGGGCAAUAAGAAGGGAAAACUCCCAGUUGGUGUCUUUAUCCACGGUGGAGGCUGGACCAUGGACUUUAGCGCCAACGGUGUUUACAACAUGAGCUUCAUGGUAGAAGAGUCAGUCAAGAUGGGCAAGCCCUUCAUUGGAGUCUCCGUCGACUACAGACUUUCUUUCUGGGGCUUCAUGGCCAGCCAGGACAUCCUUGAUGCCGGAGUUGCUAACCUCGGCUUGAAGGACCAGCGCAUUGCUCUGCACUGGGUUAAGGAGAACAUCGCUGCCUUUGGCGGUGACCCCUCCAAGGUCACCAUCUUCGGUGAGAGUGCUGGUGGCGGUAACGUCGGCUACCAAGCCAUGGCCUACGGAGGCGUUGACGAAAAGUUGUUCCGUGGUAUCAUCGCCCAAUCUGGAGCUGAUGGAACUGACAUGAAGAACUACACCGCGCCUCAGCAACGUUACGACACUAUUGUCAAGGCUGUUGGCUGUGACAAGGAGUCCGAUAUGCUUGCCUGCCUCCGUCAAGUCCCCUUUGAGAAGCUCAAUGCGACAAGCACCAAGAUCCAGGGCAGCUUCUACCCCGUUGUUGACGAUGACUUUGUCCCCGACUAUCCCUCCAAGCUUCUCGCCAACGGAAACUUCACCAAGGUACCACUCAUGGCUGGAACCAAUGCCGAUGAGGGUAGCUUCUUCGGCAUGCCUGGCGUCGAUUCAUCCGAGGAGGCUGCUGCUCGCCUUCGAGCCACUGGCCUCGAUACAGAUACAAUUGAGACACUCCUGGCUCUGUAUCCCAACAUCGACGCUCUCGGAAUCCCCUCUGGUUACCGUUACAAGCCUAGCGAUCCUGUCAAGAAGCAGUUCAAGCGAUGGGCUGCUCUGCAGGGUGAUCAGCUCUUCAUGUCGUGGAGACGUGCGCGAACUGAUGCUUGGUCUAAGCAUAACGUGACUUCAUAUGCGUACCUGUUUGAGUCACCUAACACCAACAUGCGGGCCGCAGCCGACUAUAUCGGAACUCCUCACUUCGUCGAGGUCGCUUAUGUCUUCUACAACUUGCUCGGCCAAGGCUACGGCAAGGGUCAAGGCCCUCUCGUCAACGCAUCCAAGGAGGUUCUUGAGCUUGCCAAGCUGGUCAGCCAUAUGUGGAUCAGCUUCAUCACCGAGCUCAACCCCAACGAACACGGAAUUAACGGUGUUCCUGAGUGGCCUACUUUCAACAAUGGUGGUGGCUAUGGCGAGCACUUCUACUUCAAUCCCAAUGGCUCGAUGGCUCAGCCUGAUACUCUCCGACUGGCCGGUACUACUUUCAUGAACUCGGUUUCCGCGGAUCAAUACGGAAGGUAA